UUCUUUUAUCUGUUUAUCUGAUUGGUUAUUUAUCUAUUUGUGAUUAGUUGUUUGCUUUUUUCCAUCUUGGUCUGCAGGAUCUUUGUGUUAUGUGUGAAUGUUCAAGUAGUUAAACUGAUAAAAAUCUUCACCAACGAGAGAAAUUUUAAUACAGAUCUUGACUAAAUAGUUAUUUUUGAUAGAUAGAUUUAUAUAAAAAAUGUACAGAGCCUGUAAGGUGACAUGGUGAUUAAUAUAUUAAUAUAUUAAGCUUAGUUACUAUAUUGAAGUCACAAAUUACUAUACUGAGGUCACAAAUUACCAUAUGGAGGCCACAAUUUACUACACUGAGGGCACAGAUUACUAUACUGAGGCCACAAAAUACUAUACUGAGGUCACAAAUUACUAUACUGAGGUCACACAUUACUAUACUGAGGGCACAGAUUACUAUACUGAGACCACAAAUUACUAUAUUGAGGCCACAAAUAAAUAAAAGUCAUGCAACUAAUCAAUUACUAAGUUGCCAAUUGAUCUCUACAAGUUCUCCAGCACAUUUUGCUCCAAGCCUCCUCCCUACGAAACACACGCGGCUAGCCCUUCACAAUAAGAGUCCUGGCCAGAACAACCCAGAGAAUAAAUGCUAGAGAACUAACACUCUAAAAUAAACACUAUGAACACGCUACAAUAUUAAGGACACGAAUUAAUAUACUGAGGCCACGAGUUAAGAAUCGCAAGUCGUGGCCUCGAGAUAUCAAUUCGUGGCCUCAAUAUAUUAAUUCGUGGCCACGCCUUUUAAAAAAAAAUCACCAUGUCACCUUAGGGUCUCCGUAAAAACGCGCUUGGAGGUUUAAAUAAAUAUUUAAUCACUCAGGUCAGGCUGCAGCAGCGCGGACCUUCAGCCAGACUGCAGCCACAUCCGACACGAUGGCGUGAAUAAUAAAUAAAUAAAUUAAUAAUAAUAAUAAUAAUAAUAUUAGUAGUAGUAAUAAUAACGUCCUGUCAGAGGUGGAUGGCCUACGACUCAGCCGGAGCCGACAGAAGCGGGGAGGCGGCGUGGCUCCUGCAGCAGCAGCGGCACAUGCAGCAGCCUAAAGCGGGCUGGAGUCCCGGAUACAACCCGGAGAGCAGCUGGAGCGGAGCGAUGGAUUCAAAUCCAUAUUGUGGCUAUCCACCAAACUAUUGGUACCCUCAUUCACAUACAGCUGGACCCUAUGGUAACGCGUACCCAUCUGGAGCGGAGGUCAAUGGACAAGCGCCGUACAAUCCACAGGCGAUGUCAGGCUAUCCCAACGGGGUGUACAAUCCUGGACAGUACUCGGCAAACAUGAUGCACCCUUCCAAUCCGUUCUACUGCAGUGAGCAGAUUCCUCCAAGGCAACCACCCCAGUAUCACAAUCAGCCUUGCCCCGAUCGGACCACCGGGAAUUCCUCUCAGCCUCCUUAUUCUGUGCCACACUGCCAAGGGGGUCCUGGAUAUCCGCCCAGUUCGUACCCACACUAUGGAGACGGGUGCCCACCUAACGCCCCGUAUCCCGCCCAGCGGCCCCAGCCUGAAGCCUGGCCCCAUUCGGGCGGGUACGGACCGACACCCCCUCAGCAGCAGUGGCCGUCUGGCACCCAGCCAGCUCACGGGCCGUACGCUAACCAUGCUAACCAUGUACGGCCUCCGCAUCCUCCACCCUGGCAGGGUCCGGCUCCGCCUCCGUACGAACACAAGCAGGAACCUCCGUAUCCCGGUCCACCUCACCUGCAUCCCCGAAACCAGCCCGCGGGCCCCAAACCUCGGCCGAACACCCCGAACCCUGGCCAGAACAAACCUGCUGAGUUCAGCGCUCCUCCUCAGAUGUACAACAGAGCGAAGGGUGGUGCUGAACCUAAACCAGCUCCGAACGACCCGCCCCUGGCAGGCUCCGCCCCUGCCACGCCCAUCGAUAACCCCAGCCUGGCUCGAGUCCAGCAGGUCCUGGCCAGAGUCCAGCUGCUCCAGGAGGACGUGGACGAGUUUGUGGGCAAAAAGACGGACAAAAGCUACCGCUGCCUGGAGGAGCUGCUGACCAAAGAGCUGCUGGAGCUGGACUCUGUGGAAACCAACGGCCAGGACAGUGUCCGGCACGCUCGGAAGGAGGCUGUGCAGAGGAUCCAGGCCAUCCUGGACCGCCUGGAGAAGAAGGCCUUCUAGUCCUAGUGCCACAUCAUAAAGGUUCAGAGGUGGAGGGUUCGAUUGGCACUUAUAUCGUUUUUGGUUUGGGUUUUGUUUGUUUAUUUGAGAUCGGGUGUAGGUUCGUUUUCUCUGAGUUGCCAGUACGUUUCUGUAAACCAGUUUCUGUUUCACAAAGCAGGACUUUGUGUUCGUUUAACCAGGUCUAAAGGAAUUUGUCACCAUUUCCAGCUUAAUCGCCAUCCAGCGCAUUCAGCCAAUUACUGUGGAUGGUUUUUUUGACAAUUUGGACCUGGUAGAAGAACAGAAACAUUGACUUCUGUUUUGCUAAGUGGAGGGAAAUGGAUUUUAUUAUUGGGAAAUUAUUAUUAUCCUUGUUACUGUUGAAAAUGCUGGUGUAUUCCUUUAGUCAAGCCUGUCCACUAGGAAAAGAGCUAAGGGUCAGUCCUAUUAGACGAUCAUAAACUUCUGGCUUAAGUUACCCAGUUAAUUCAAAACUCCUGCUUUGUUAAACACACUUCGAGACAUGGAUUAAGCCUAGUCUUAGGCCGAGUCGUAAUCCAGGUGGUGAUUCACCAUUGAAACUCUUAGGAUAAGUAGAUGUACUUUAUUGAAUCAAUACUGCAUCCAAUUUUUAGGCUUAGUCUAAGUCUGGAAAACUGGCCCUGUUAGUUUUUGUCUAUUUGUUUCUUGCAGGUAAACAGGUUUUUACAGCUGUCCGUUAAAAAGCAAACGCUACCGUACUCCGUGCCAUAAACAAGAGCUCAGUUCACUUAACUGUAGUGUCAGUUUGAUGUCUGUCUACAGUUUAUUUGAUCAUUUAAUGUACAUUUAACUUGGCUAAACAGUUGUUAGCGGUAUCAACAGUGUCCACUGAGUCAUGUAGUCACAACAAAGCUACACUGAACAAACCCAUCACACUCGUAUGUUGUAGUUUGCAUGCAUAUUUUAUGGUUUUCUCACUCACUGCCAUGUCAGAGUAUUGUGGUUGAUAGGAAACAGCUUAGUUCAGGGGUGGGGAGCUCCAGUGCUGGAGGGCCGGUUUCUUGCACCGUUUGCUGAUUUUCCUCCUCAGACACGUGUGAUUUUACUCCCUGGUUAACUACCAGGUUUAGCUGGCGUGCGAGAGAGGAGAAAUGACCAAACUCUGCUGGACUGCAGCCCUCAGUUCCCCAUCCCUGCCUUAGUUGAUGAACGAGGAAAGGUCAGCUCUGUGUCUAAUUAUACCAACACACAAAACAUCAGCGCCACGUCCUCAUCGGGAAUAUAAAUAUAAAAUAAAAUAUUUCACUAUACUUAGUGCCAAUAUUAGGCUGUGUUAGUUAGACCACUUUCAGGAUGAGUGGGUGCCCGCAGUGUCUGUAGCUUACAUCUGAAAGUGUUCACACCACAACUUCCACUAAAUAUGCGCAUAAUUAGAUAGUUAAGAUGUAAACAGAGUCAUUCAGAGUGGUUUGGUGUGAAACGCUCUGUUUUAGAGAAACUUACCGAGUCAGAAUUCUUGAAACUUUUUUUUUCUUCACAGAUUUUCCACUAUUUUCCCAUCAUCAACAUAUUUAAAAG
This is a messenger RNA of Colossoma macropomum (tambaqui), 3700 nucleotides long. It is a transcript of the gene bag4, whose product is annotated as BCL2 associated athanogene 4. Gene Ontology annotation, cellular component: membrane; nucleus; cytosol. Gene Ontology annotation, biological process: protein stabilization. Gene Ontology annotation, molecular function: protein-folding chaperone binding; adenyl-nucleotide exchange factor activity. Bases 989 to 2158 code for a protein of 389 amino acids. Lineage: Eukaryota; Metazoa; Chordata; Actinopteri; Characiformes; Serrasalmidae. The record is from RefSeq and is a predicted model, not a curated record. The transcript is spliced from 5 exons.